AUGGCACAACCUCCAGCAGCACCGCCCACGGCGACGGCGAAUCGCCAUAGCUCGAAACCGUCGACCGCGACCGUGAACCUCGCCCGCACCCACUCGAACCAGACCCAGACCCAGACCCAGACCCAGACCCAGGCCUCACCGCCCCGAAACUCUAUCGACGGCAAAGGCGCCUCCCUCGAGCAGUCGGUGCGCAAGUUCCGCAUCGUCGAGGCUCUGAGGAGCGGCGAUACUGCUUCCAUCUCGAGGGCCAUCCGCGACAGCGCCGAGGGAGGGCCAAGGGCGAGCACCUCGACUCUGUCUGGCGGGAAUGCCACCCUCCAGGACACCACCAUCCUACAUCUGGCCGUACAGUGCGCCGAAUAUCCCGUGGUCGAAUAUAUCUUGUCGAAUUUCGCCGGCAUGAUUGAUAUCAAUGCCCGGGACAAGGAUGGCAACACCCCGCUUCACAUUGCUGCUGGGCAAGGCCGGACCGCCGUUGUGCGACUUUUGCUUGAGCAGGAGCCUAUAAAUGACGCGAUCGCCAAUCACCAAGGCCGCUUGCCGAUUGACGUCUCUCGCAACCCUGAGAUUUUCCAACAGCUCCAGCUCGCCCGAUCCCUCUUUACCGAAGCCAAAAUACGUCAAGUUCAGGAACUCGUAAAUCGCGAAGACUAUGGCACGCUCAAGGAGGUACUCGAAGAGAGUCGUCUGAAAACUGUUUUGGAUAUUAACAGUCCCGACUUCGCGUCCGACCAGACUACUGUCGACACUGGAGGCACUUUGCUCCAUGAGGCCGCCCGAAAGAGGAACACGAAACUCAUACAGAUUCUCCUCCUGCACGGUGCCGACCCGUUCAGGCGCGACCGAAGGGGAAAGCUUCCUCAGGAUGUCACAAAGGACGAUAUUACAAGGGCGAUGCUAAAGAGAUCUCCUGCCGCCGUCGCAGCGCAGAGAGGAAUACAGGAGAAGGCCGUGCUUGGCCAUGCCGCAUCGCAAGGUGCGUCAUCCGCCUUGCCUGGAGAUCCGCUGGCUGGCCGAGAAGGCCGAGAAAUGAAAGGUUACCUCAAGAAGUGGACCAAUUACAGAAAGGGCUACCAACUGCGAUGGUUCGUCCUCGAAGAUGGUGUAUUAAGCUACUACAAGCACCAGGAUGAUGCUGGAUCUGCCUGCCGAGGUGCCAUCAACAUGCGAAUUGCACGGCUUCACAUGAGCGCCGACGAAAAGACCAAGUUUGAGAUCAUUGGCAAAUCCUCCGUCAAGUACACGCUCAAGGCGAACCACGAAGUCGAGGCGAAGCGUUGGUUCUGGGCUCUGAAUAACUCGAUCCAGUGGAGCAAGGACCUGGCCAAAGAGGAAGAGAGGCAAAAGCUACGGGCUGCCGAGCUCCUCCGACAAGCCAAGGCGGACCGUACCGGGUCGACCGACUUGUCAGCCCAGCAUACAUCGACGGAUAAUUUGAGUGUCUCCGAGGCUAACCGAAGCAGCCUUCAAAUAAAUAGAGGCCCGGUAUCGAAGUCGGGUCCAGGGCCAAGCACCAUCGGUAGUGUCGACGAUGACGUGGAAGAUGAAAUAGGAACCGACGGUGGCUUGUCGAGAUUCCCAAGUGGCCCCGCCGUUGACCUGGAGGACGACGACGACGACGACGACACCAGCAACCGCAAUGGGGUUGCGCCGUCAAAGGACGCCUUUAGUAUCACAGCUCAGUCAGCUAAAAUACAACUGGAUACCAUCUCUGCCGUCAACGCCUCUCUCAUGGCGCAGGCAGCAAAGAAUCCCCAACUUCCGAUCGGUGACCCCAGUGUUGGCCAGGCCCUCACGACCUACGACGGAGCUAUCAGGACUCUCUCGGAGCUGGUCGGGAAUCUCCUUAAGAUAUCCAAGGAUCGCGACUCGUAUUGGCAGUACCGGUUCGAUCGAGAAGUCCACAUGCGACGAAUGUGGGAGGAGAGCAUGGCCAAGGUCGCUCGAGAGCAAGAAGCCCUCGAGGCGAAAUACGGCGAGGCGGAGAUGAAGCGCCGACUCACAAAGAAGGCGUUGAAGGAAGUCAUGGUCGGUGGCGGCAUGGAAGCCGUUGAAGACGAGGCGCCCGAGGAAGAAGUCUUUGAGGAUGCAGCCUCCAUCAAGUCCCGUCGCAAGUCCCUGAGCCGUCGCCGGACUGCGCUUGAGCAGAUUGCGCAAAUGUCUGAGAGCUCCGAAUCGGAUGACGAGGAGUUUUUCGAUGCAGUCGACGCAGGGGAGGUCGAGGUCACAGAACUACCGCCCGCCGAGGCCGUCGUGGUGGUGUCGGGAGGUGUAGAUAUCAGCUCGGCUUUCAAGGGAUACGAAAACGGCGUCAGGACGCGGCUAAAGCUUGAUGCUGACAAUCGCCCAAAGAUUUCUCUAUGGGGCAUCCUGAAAUCCAUGGUUGGCAAGGACAUGACAAAGAUGACUCUCCCCGUAUCUUUCAACGAGCCGACAUCGCUUCUAUACCGUUGUGGUGAGGAUAUGGAGUACGCCGACCUGCUUGACCUCGCUGCCGAACGGACGGACUCUCUUGAGAGACUGCUUUAUGUUGCCGCCUUCGCUGCCAGCGAGUAUGCUUCGACGAUUGGACGAGUCGCCAAGCCAUUCAACCCUCUGCUUGGCGAAACGUUCGAAUACGUACGACCAGACAAAAACUACCGCUUCUUCAUUGAACAAGUUAGCCAUCACCCACCUGUCGGAGCCGCUUGGGCCGAGUCCCCUAAAUGGACAUACUAUGGCGAAUCCGCUGUCAAGUCCAAGUUCUACGGAAAGUCAUUCGAUAUCAACCCAUUGGGAACGUGGUUCCUGAAGCUGCGUCCGGUAUCUGGAGGGAAAGAAGACUUUUACACGUGGAAGAAAGUUACGUCGUCCGUUAUUGGUAUCAUCACGGGUAACCCGACGGUAGACAAUUACGGACCCAUGGAAGUAAAGAACUGGACGACGGGAGAGGUUUGCCACCUCGACUUCAAGCCGCGCGGAUGGACAGCGUCCAGCGCCUACCAGAUUUCGGGCAAGAUCCUCGAUUCCGACGGACGUGUGUGCUUCAGUCUAGGCGGGCGCUGGAAUUCCAAGAUCUACGCUCGACUCACUCCGGGCUACGAAGCCAAGGUCGACGAGCCUGUAUCUGACAACGCCUCGACGCACCGCGGCAGCAUCAGCGACACCAACAGUGCGUUUUUGAUCUGGAAGGCAAACCCACGCCCGCAGGGUAUCCCGUUCAACCUGACACCGUUCGUGGUCACCUUUAACCACAUCGAUGACAACCUCCGACAGUGGAUUGCCCCUACGGAUUCGCGCCUGCGACCUGACCAGCGGGCCAUGGAGGACGGCGAGUACGAUUUCGCGGCUACGGAGAAGAACCGGCUGGAGGAAGCGCAGCGUGCUCGGCGGCGCAUCCGGGAGGCCAGAGGCGAGGAUUUCAUCCCCGCGUGGUUCUCCAAGGCUCGGUGCGAGAUUACUGGGGAGGAAUACUGGAAGUUCAACGGCGAAUACUGGGAUAGGAGGGAGAGGUAUGGCAAUGGUGACAAGAGUGCGUGGGAUGGGCUGGAGCCAAUCUACGAGGAUUGCCAUAGGGAAGCGGCGUCCGGUCUCCGCGGUGGUCCAGAUUCCGGUGGAUGGGACAGCAAAGAGAAGCUCUCCUUCAUCAUGUUGCUAGUUUAG
Scedosporium apiospermum is the source of this 3642-nucleotide messenger RNA. Its product is annotated as Oxysterol-binding protein. Gene Ontology annotation, biological process: maintenance of cell polarity; piecemeal microautophagy of the nucleus; endocytosis. Lineage: Eukaryota; Fungi; Ascomycota; Sordariomycetes; Microascales; Microascaceae. The record is from RefSeq and is a predicted model, not a curated record. Gene Ontology annotation, molecular function: protein binding; sterol binding. Gene Ontology annotation, cellular component: nuclear envelope; membrane; cytosol. The transcript is spliced from 3 exons. The coding region runs from base 1 to 3642 and encodes 1213 amino acids.